This is a messenger RNA of Schistosoma turkestanicum, 1555 nucleotides long. NCBI's taxonomy places the organism in Eukaryota, Metazoa, Platyhelminthes, Trematoda, Strigeidida, Schistosomatidae. The record is from the annotation of a GenBank genome assembly.
AUGAAACAAAGCGAAACAACAAGUAUUUCUAUUAUACUAGUAUGCACGAAAUUGGGUAACCUUGAUUUCGUGGAAAUAUGGGAUAUCGCAAACUUUUUUGGAAAGGAUUUAGUUUUCUUAGGCACUGCAUCCGGAUAUCCGUCGCCUCAUCGAGGAGCUUCCGGAGUAGUGUUACGUGACUUAUGUUCUGGUUCACAAUGGUUAUUUGACUGUGGUGAAGGUGUACAGAUACAAGCGCAAAAGUCAUCUUUCGUCCACUUCGGGAAGAUCAAUUCUAUUUUCAUUUCACACCUUCAUGGUGAUCAUAUGUUUGGUCUUCCUGGACUUUUAUGCACAAUCGAUCAGAAAGGUGAAGCCAAUGUCGUAUCGGAAGAUGUAAACUCAAAAAACAGUGGUGCUUCCAUAAAUAUUUAUGGCCCCAAAGGACUUCGCCGGUUCCUUCGACUUGCUCUUGCUUUAUCAAGAGCUAAUUUGAGCUACACAUAUGCUGUUCAUGAGUUAAUAAUGGAAGAAAAACAUUGUCCUCCGAAUUGGCAAGAUUGGGCAUGUCUAGAAGCUGAUAUAACUCGAGACCCUCCAUUAUUUUGCGAACUUCCAGGUCGAGACAUUUUUGCGAAAACUGAUGGUUUCUGGUAUAAUAUUACAAAUAAUGAAGAAAAUUGUGAAAUGGUGCACGCAAUGUCUAUAAAACACACGAUUCCUUGCUUAGGAUGGCUAAUAAUAAAGCCAGAUCAUUCACCUUCCCUGUGUGUUGAAACAGCUAUGAAAUUAGGCGUUCCUUGUGGACGAUUAAUGGGUGAACUAAAACGAGGUAAAACAGUUGUAAUUGAUGGUAAAACAAUUCAACCUGCAGAUGUAUUGAAACCGCGUUUAAGGGGUCAUCGUAUUGCAAUCAUGGGAGAUACUUAUGAUUCUUCUGAACUUUUACACCUUAUGCAGGUUUUGCAUACUUCGAAUAAAAUUACUUCUAUAACUCUGGAUACUCUUGUACAUGAAGCUACUUUAGACGAUAAUUUAUAUGAGGAUGCACUGAGCAAAGGUCAUUCUGUACCAAGUGUUGUCAUGAAAUUAGCCUGUCAGCUCAAUGUUCGUCAGCUAGUUUUAACACAUUUCAGUCAUAGAUAUGAUCGAAUGAACUCUCCGGAUGAAAAUACUACAAAAAAUGAAAUUGAUGAACAGGUGAAUGAUUCAGAGAAGCCUAAAAGUAAUAAGAAAAACAAACCAAGCUUACAAAUUAUCCUAGAUCAAGCUAAAUCUACAGAUUUCACAGGAGAUAUCAUUUUGGCUGAUGAUCAACUUUUAGUUAAAAUUCCCCCUGUAACACAGUAACAAUAUCAGUAUGCAAAUGUUUAUACUUUUUGGGUUGUUUUUUCUUCACUGAACUGAUUUUCUCCAAAUAUCGCUUUUACAUGAGUAUCAGUGCACAAGAUUUUUCAAUAAAAGAUUCAUCUGGACCUACUCAGAUACACUGUUUUCCUUCACUAACAUCCAAAGUCGCUCAUUUCUCUUCUCGCUAGUAAUAUAAGUGAAUUUAUAUAAACAAGUUCGAGGGGCC